GGCUGGGGCGCACGGGUGUCAACUAAAUUUACAGUAACGAUAGAUAGUAUGAUGUGAUAGGUGGGAGAAGAACGUUACGGUAAACGUCAUCAUCGUUUUCGAGGGCUCUACGAGUGACUUCUCACUGUCGUCAACUUCAAUCAAUCAUCCCAUCGUACUUAAUCUAACUCACAACAACAACAACAACAAUCACCACCACCACGAAACGGAAGGGAAGAAGCAGAGAACAAACAAACAGAAACAAGCAAAGAAGAAGAAGAAAAAGAACAAAUGCCACACCAACCGCACCUCGAAGAAACCCAAGCAAUCUCAGUCUUCACACCAGUAAACCUCCUCCUCCUCACACUGGCUCUGUACCUCAUCUACACGCGCCUGAGGCCAAACCCGUCCCCUCCCCCGCCACUCCACUCAUCUUCCGCAGCCGGCCAAGCCAUAGUCUUCAAAACCUUCACGCCAAAGACCCUGCAGCCCUUUAACGGCACCGACAAUGCUAGGGUGUACCUCGCCGUCAAUCGCAAGGUCUUCGACGUCACGGCCGGCAAGGGCUUCUACGGGCCCGGCGGGCCCUAUAGCAACUUUGCCGGGCGCGAUGCGUCCAGGGGCCUGGCACUCAAUAGCUUCGACGCGGAGGUGCUCACCGAGGUCGGCGCGCCCAUCGACUCGCUGGAGGAUCUGAAGGAGGAUGAGCGUGUCGCGCUCAACGGGUGGGCCGAGCACUUUGAGGGCAAGUACUUGCUGGUUGGGAGGUUGGUUGAAGAGGGGAGUGAGGAGGCUAAGGAGGCGGAAAAGGAGGAGUAGUAGGGAUCGGUUGUUUUCAUCUUCGUUCAACAGAUACCGGUAUUUACUGUUUGUGGGUUGAAUUGGCUCUUAGGGUUUCAAUGGAAUCCUGCUUCAUAUCCUAUCAAGCUGUUUGGGGGUGGAAGUACCAUAUGCAAUUGUUUUUCCCUUCCUGCAA
Molecule: messenger RNA, 955 nt
Organism: Tuber melanosporum (Perigord truffle)
Lineage: Eukaryota; Fungi; Ascomycota; Pezizomycetes; Pezizales; Tuberaceae
Exons: 2
Coding region: 271-798 (175 amino acids)
Cellular component (GO): endomembrane system; membrane
Source: RefSeq, a predicted model, not a curated record